GAGGGACCUCUCAGCACCGCCUCCCGCCAGCUGUGUUCUUGAAGAGUUCCUACCACGUGCUUACUUUAUGUGAUUAGAAGUCCAAAGGUUGAGUGAUAGUGAGCACUGCUGGGCAAAAUGUCUUUACUGAGUACUGGACAAAUGAAGAGAAAAUGGGAAGAAAGAUUGAAGAAUGUUGAUGAACUAGCAUCUCGAUAUAAAAGAAAGCCACUUUGCCCUGUUUACAGGCCACAGCUGUCCAAACCAUGGCAACCGUGCUCUGUUUGGAAUCUGUUUCGUCGACAAGCUCAAGCUUUUAACUAUGCAAAAACCUGUAAGGAGGAUGUUCAUGUAUUUGCUUUGGAAAUGAACACAGAAGAUGGACAAAGGUAUUAUCUUGUGACAACAUAUACAGAGUUUUGGUUUUAUUACAACAAAGAACAUAAAACAAGUCUUAUGCAUUGCUAUGAAGUUAUUCCUGAAAAAGCUGUUUGCAAACUGUAUUUUGAUUUGGAGUUCUAUAAACCAGUGAAUCCUGAAGCUGAUGGCAAGAAGAUGAUUGCAAAGUUAAUUGAGCUUGUUAGUAAAAAGCUGGAAAAACUUUAUGGAGUUAAAUGUUCAGUUGAAGAUGUCUUGAACUUAGAUUCCAGCACUGAUGAAAAAUUUAGCCAUCACUUAAUAUUUCUGCUUUACAAGACAGCAUUUAAGGAUAAUAUUCAUGUUGGUAAUUUUGUGAAAACAGUUUUGCAACCUGCUCUUGUUUUAACUGAAAAUAAAGCUGAUGCUCUGGUUCUAGAAGACGGAGCGGACAGUGUUGCUUCCCAGUCUUCCAAAGCAACAGUUGAAAUAGAUGGUACUGUUGUAAGCCUUGGUGCAGCGAAGGAGGCUUCUGGGAAAUGGCAAUCUAAUAUGCACAAAACGCUGGAAAAUGGAAAACUGCAACAGAAAGAUAAUCCCAAUCUUUCCUUUCUAGUUGUGAAUGAUAAGGAGGGAGGCAAGCAACUUGUCGUCGAUCUGGGAGUUUAUACAAAGAAUAGAAAUUUCCGGCUGUAUAAGUCAUCAAAAGCAGGAAAGCUUUUUGCGACUUUGAAAAUAGCUGAAGAUAACAAGUUUGUUCCUAAACCCAAAAAGAAUAUUUCUGUUGAGGAGCAAUAUUUCCUUUCCUCUUUGGUCUGUAAUGUUAGGUUCUCAGAAAUUGAAAGAGCCCUAACUUGUGACAACCCAGAAGGGAAGGAAAAAAUGCCUAAACAAACAGACUGGAGAGUUGCCAGUAGCACUUCAGAUCCCAUAGAAGGAUAUCAAUAUUCACCCUAUCCAGAAAUUGAUUGUUUUGUCCUUUCUUUAGUUAAUAAAGAGGAUAAUCAUGGAGGGAUACGACGAUGGAAUUAUUUUUCCUUGGAAGAACUCCUUGUUUAUGACAUAUCCAGAUAUCGCUGGUGUAAAAAUAUUGGAAGAGCCCACAAAAGUAACAAUAUAAUGAUUCUGGUAGAUCUAAAAAAAGAAGUUUACUAUCAAAAAUGUUAUGACCCUGUCUGCAGAGCUAAAAACUUCAAAUCAGAAAGUAUUCCAUUACCCCCUGAGAUAUGUCUCCCUUUUCUUUUCAAAGAGGAAGAAUAUGUACUUUUUAUGGAUGAGUGUGGGAACAUAGAAGAAAAAGCAAAAUCACCUAACCUUACAGACUUCUCAGAAAGCACAUCAUUAAGGAUACGUCAAGAAAAUAAGGAGUCUCCUGACAAGCUCUGUUCAAAUACAGAAUGGGACAAUGUGACUGAUGAGGCCUAUUUUCUGGAAGCUAUUGAGGAUGCUGAACUUGCAGAAGCUGCAGACAAAAGUCUGACCAAGCAGAACUGUGACCUGGAAGAAAUACCCGAUGAGCUGCUCAUAGAGGUUUUAAGAAAACAAGAAGUUUGUGGUAACAAGAGGCCAAGGACUGAAUAG
Molecule: messenger RNA, 1917 nt
Organism: Emys orbicularis (European pond turtle)
Lineage: Eukaryota; Metazoa; Chordata; Testudines; Emydidae
Gene: PRIMPOL
Product: primase and DNA directed polymerase
Exons: 15
Coding region: 118-1917 (599 amino acids)
Biological process (GO): response to UV; error-prone translesion synthesis; mitochondrial DNA replication
Cellular component (GO): nucleus; mitochondrial matrix
Molecular function (GO): DNA-directed DNA polymerase activity; chromatin binding
Source: RefSeq, a predicted model, not a curated record